AUGGACACACCGACAGCUAGGCAGAUGUGGGGCAGACGACACAACACGACCCACAACACUGAAGCCCCCCCAGGACUCACGUGGAGAGGCCGGGUCCUUACCGAUCACGGGAGUCGGCUGUACGUUGCUACCUCACUGAGAGCUGGCCCGCUGCCACGCCACUGCGUCCAUGUGGUCACCCUGGACUCUAGCCCACACUUCUGUGAUUUUGCCUCGACCCCACGGAACUCAGAUAAGCAUAGUGUGAUAAAUAGACU
Messenger RNA from Pelobates cultripes (western spadefoot toad), 257 nucleotides. Lineage: Eukaryota; Metazoa; Chordata; Amphibia; Anura; Pelobatidae. The record is from the annotation of a GenBank genome assembly.